AUGGCCACACAGUCCACCAUGACAGAACAAGUUGACAAUCCCCCGGAUUAUGAUAGCCUUCCACCCCGCAGGCCUGACAUCGAACGCAUACGGACCCCAUCAGCCCCAGAACCACCAAGCGGCUCUUCCCAGGCAUUCAAGGUCAACGGAACGAUCUAUGUAGCAGCACAGAUAGCGAAUAUGCCUCGUGCGGCGCAUCUUAACGAAUCCCUUGCAAGUGCGGAAAAGAUGAUCCGUAAUAUAGAGGCGAUUCUGAAGGCGGCGGGGUCUGGUUUGGACAGGAUUAUUAAAACUACGGUGUAUUUUACGGAGAACUUGUGGGUUCAUUUAAUAGAGGGCUUCGAUGCCCUCUACAAACGGAUCCUUCCGUUUGCACCGCCGCGGACGACUGUUUUUGUUCCGAGGAUGGGACAUAAAGGUAAUAGACAAGAGAUACAAAUGGAGGUCAUAGCAGUGGAGUGA
Messenger RNA from Penicillium verrucosum, 462 nucleotides. RefSeq names its product RidA family protein. The coding region runs from base 1 to 462 and encodes 153 amino acids. Gene Ontology annotation, molecular function: deaminase activity. Gene Ontology annotation, cellular component: cytosol. The record is from RefSeq and is a predicted model, not a curated record. The transcript is spliced from 4 exons. NCBI's taxonomy places the organism in Eukaryota, Fungi, Ascomycota, Eurotiomycetes, Eurotiales, Aspergillaceae.